Zootoca vivipara (common lizard) is the source of this 9099-nucleotide messenger RNA. NCBI's taxonomy places the organism in Eukaryota, Metazoa, Chordata, Lepidosauria, Squamata, Lacertidae. The record is from RefSeq and is a predicted model, not a curated record.
UUUGGAAGGGGGUAAUCCGUGAUCUUCCCAGGCUCAUGAAGGGAAAAAAAGGCUAGUAAAGUUUGAGGGGAGAGUUAAAUAAGCAAACUGUCCCCACCCCUCUACAAAUGUGCUUGGCCCCCUCUUGAGAACUAUGCACCAACUUCCCCUGAACUUACAGUCUCCUAUCUUGAUUUCACUUCAUAGAAGACUCAAGUGUUCAGAGGUUUAAUUUGUCCAGACUUCCGUUUGCUGAACUGCUUAGUUUUUGCUCUAUUGGACAAGCUCAUGAAUGCGACCUUGUUUGUUUGUUUGUUUUUCCUUUAAAGGACAUUCCUAACUAAGCUCAGGUGCAGGCAAAACCUUGAGGAGCCCUUGUCCACAAAAGGCUGUUAUUCUAAGACUGAAAUCUUAAGGAGAAGAGUUUGCUUCUGAAAAAGCAGGCAUAGGAUCAGAGGGAGCAGAUGAAGAAGAGUUCAAGACUGUCUCUGUCUUUGACAGAGGACUAGACAGAUUCCUACAGGAGAGGGCUAUUGAUGGCUACUAGCCAUGAUGGCCAUGCUCUGCCUCCACAGUGGGAGGCAGCGAUGCUUCCAAAUACCCCAGGAAGCCUGAACCCUCCUUGUGGGUUUUCCACAGGCAACUAGAUCACCACUGUGAGAACAGGAUGCUGAACUAGAUGGGCUGUUGGCCUGAACCAGCCGGGCUCCUCUUAGAUUUGACCCAGAGCACUGGAAUAUAGUCUUUUGGGUCCAAAGUGCUGUGGAACUAUUCCAAUGCCCCCAAGAGGGAUUUGGGCUUCUGCUUCUUAACAGACAGCGCUACUCUCACCCAGUGCUGUACAGCAAGCCACUUUUAAAAGGUGGGCCUUUUGAAAAGACAGUUGAGAGAAGUGUUUCUCCCCUUCUCCUAAUGCUAGACCCACUGAAGCUGAAGGGCAAGAGAGUCGGGAGGACAAUCCGUAGGAAAUAUGUAAUAAUCUAUGGAACUUGCUGCUGCAAGAUGUGGUGAGACCAGCCAGCUUCAAAUGGCUUUAGAAGGAGAUUAGAAAGAUCUAUGGAGGAGGCUAAGGCUAUCAGAGGCAUCCUGCACCUGAAAGCUGCUUGCUGGGACCCAGAAUGGGAGAGCUGUUUCCCUCCUGCCCUGGCCAUGGGCUUCCUGGAAGUAUCUGAUUGGUCUCUGUGGAAAACAGGAUGCUGGACCAGGCAGGCCUUUGCUCUCUUCUACUCUCUGCAAGUCAUUUGGGGGUAUGGGAUUCUUAUUUUGUUUUGUAUACAACCAUUCAUCCAAGGAAUAUAGAAUGGUGUACAUGAUUCUUCCCCAUCCACUUUAGUCACGUGGGAUUGCAGGGGUUUGGAUUGGGUGGCCCUUUUGGUUCCUUCCAGCUCUACACUUCUGUGAGGUAGGUGGGUUGGUCAGGCUGAGAGAUAGUGAAUGGCCCAAAAGGCACCUGGUAACCUUGAUAGCUUAGUGGGAUUUGAAUCUGGCAUCUCCUGUCUUAAUUCAACACCGGUUAGAUUUACAGCGCAGAUUAGAUUUACUUACAUGUUUGCUUAGAAGUACGUCCCAGUUGACUUAAUGGGGCUCACUGCCAAGUAGCUUUGCAUGGGACUGUAGCCCAAAGCACAAUGCAGUCUGCUCAGAAUUAAAUCUCAUUGAGUUCGAUGGUGCUUACUCCCAUAGCUGUAAUCCUAAACACAAUAACCGAGGAAUAUGGCACACUGAACUCACUGGGACUUCUGAAAUUUACUCAGAGCGUAAAGCCAGCUUUCAAGCUCUCCACUUCUCCCAAAGAUGUAUGUUUACUCAAAAACAUGCAUAGGUUUCCACUUGGUUGUUUUUUGUGUGUGCACCUGCCAUUUAAAGGAAACACUUUUUAAUUUUAAAAAAUGCUUUAUAUAGUCUUGAUUUAGCAGACAAGACCAAUAGUGAGUCCAGUGGUCAAGAAAGUGGUUUCUGCAGUGCUAUAGAGGGAAGCGAGGGGCAGAUGGGGCUCUUCCACCUGGAAGGGAGCCCAUCUAGGAGGAGGAACACUCUGAUCCUAAACCUCUGCUGGCUUGCAGAAUAUCUUCAGAAGAAGAAAAGGCUAAGGAGCAAACUACACAAAUCUGGAGUGGAGUCCCUACGGUUGGAUGGCGCCUUGUACGCCUCAUUCCGGCAAUUCCUUCAGCCAAGUUGGUGUCAAACGUCUUGUUCUGCUUUCCUUUGGACCACAUGAGUGAGGCUGGGGGGUGGGGCAUCUUUUGUCAUCUGGCCAGCCCAGGACCUCCACACACAUUGCCCAGGCUUGUGUCACUUUGGGGCUGCUAAUGCAGUGGUUUGACUUCACCCCCGGAGGCACACUCCAUUGUCUCUGGAGACAGACAGAGGCCAACAACUCCUCCAUCAGUCCCAGCAGGCAUGGCCAAUGGCCAGGGAUGAUGAGAGUUGUAGUUCAGCAAUAUCUGGAGGGCCAAAGGUUCCCCACACCUGGGCUAGCCCAACUGGCAAUGUCUCGCCUGGGUCUCAGGCAAAAAGGAAGACGGCUAUUCCCCAGGUGUACUUGGAGAUCUGCCCUCUCUUCUCCACUUUUGUUUUUUUGUGUUGAUGAGGAAUGGUCUGUUCAUUUCCACUUUCUCUCCUUCCAACAGGGGGCAGCCGGAGCCACAGGAGCCAGCCCUGAGUCACCCAAGGCAACAGGCGCACAGGGGGCUGGCUGGCCCUCCCUGUGCAUGUGCCACGUGCAUUUGCCUCCCUGCAGAAGGAGGUGGUGGGUUUUCCCCUGCUUGGCAGCCACAGCCCUCACUUCCCCACCCCAGUCAUGGUGGGUCACCUGCAGUUGCAAGGAAUGGAAGACAGCUUGAAAGAGAAGAACCGAGAAGGUUUGCUGGAUAGCCCGGAUUCGGGGCUGCCCCCCAGCCCUAGCCCACCUUUCUACUCCCUGUCUCCGGGCAUCGUUGAAAAUAGACCUGGGGGCAGCAGCUCUUCCACAGGUAUCCAGGGACAUGGGCUCAAGGAUGGCAAGGAGGGGAACGUGAUCCCUUAUCUUCUUCUGAAUGCCUCCACAUCAGAAAUAAGGCCUCGGAUGCACCCUGUGUUUUUUGGUGAAAGUAUAGAGGUCAACCCCGAACCGGCACAGGAAAUUAGGUGCAACUCUGAGGUAAAAUAUGGCUCUGAGAGGCAUUACAGGGAUGGUGUUUUCUACUGCCCAAUGCCCACUGUCACCACGUACAGCGAGACCGUCAUUGCUGCCCCCAACUGCACAUGGCGAAACUACAAGUCCCAACUCAUCUUUGAGCCCCGCCAGAAACCCCUGAGGUUCCAGAGUACAACAAUCAUCUUCCCCAAACAUGCCAAGAACAUAUACCGGACCACACUCAACUAUAGCCUUGGUUCUGCCAAAAGAUGGUUUGCCUCAAGUGUGCAGCUAGAGCUUUGUGAGGAGAACAGCCCCUGCAUUGUCUACACAGAAAAGGUUUAAUGCAGCGUUUUGUUUACUGAGGAACUCUUGACUACAACAUCAACGUAAGGCUUAGGCUUGCGCUGGAGGAGAAGCCUUUUAAGACUCAAUGGCCUUUGGCUGAGGGCAUCCAUUAAAUGGCUCCAGGAUCAUUCAUUUUUCACACACAGGCUUGGAUAUGCACAAGUCCAACUGGCUUCCCUGCUCCUAGAAGCAGCCGAGAGAGAUAUUCUCAUGUGCUGAAGCAGCUAGAAGCUGGCUUUGGUUCCCCUCAGCCUUGGAUCGAACCUCUUUGAUUAGCACUUGAAUGCAUUUUCAGUAGUGAGGGCCUUCCGUUACUUGGUCGCCAUUUAGAAAGCUUACUAUAGGGUAGUGUGUGGGCCCUCUGUAGCAUGUAGGAUGUGGCCAAAUAUAUCCUUAGAGAAAGUGAUUGUGUCACAGAAGCUCAUCUCCAGUUUGGCAAAGACUUGGCUUUGCAAAGACAUCAGGUAGAUCAUGGCAGGCAGUUCUUAGUCAUACUAAACAUUAAUUUUGUCCUGGGAUCUUAAGUAGAAGGCCCAGCACAAUAGAUAGAGGUGGAAAGGCACAGGGCAUCAUUUUUUGCCAAUGAGCAGGAGUUGCCAAAUCUCUGCUGCACAGGAGCCAUUCGUGGAAACCAGGCAUUUACAGUUCAUUGGCAACCAGCUGCCUUUAUAAAGGAAGCCAACAAGAAGAUUCCUUGGGAAACUGCCUCCUUGUGUGGAUACAACAUAUGGAAAAUAGCUGAACAUAUAGUUGAAUGUGUGGGGAAAGAGUUAACGUGAACUCAUUCCUUCAGGAGGCUGCAUUUUUUUUUACUUUUUGCUAAAGAUUUGGAAGAUAAUAGCUUUUUAAAAGAUGGUGUUUGAGACCAAAGGCCUUUUUUUUUUUACUUUCUGGAAUAAAGGACUGUAAAACUCAGGCCAAGAUUUCCUGGAAGGGAAGCUUAGCUCUUUAGGGGUAUGAGGAGGGGAAAUGACAUUUGUUCGGAUUUGCAGGUUCACAAACCUAGUAAACCUAAAGUAAAUGGAUGAAACAGGAAGUGACUGUAUGGACAACAGAAUGAAGGGAAGAGACUUGAAAGUAUUGGCUUGGUUGUGGAAGCAGCUAAGUUAAUGACAAUUGUGCAUAUAAUGCACAAUUGUCUUGAUUGUCAUUAUACAUACUGCUUUUAAGGGCUGUCCUUUCGAAUGGGGAAAGAUGCAUGGUUAAACAAAUUGUGCAUCUCAAUGUGCAACAAUUAUUACAUAUCCAUUAUGCUGCUUAGACAUAUUUGUUCUCUUGAAUGGAGGAAAGAGUGCAUUUACGUCAACUGCACAUGUACCUUGCAACCAUUAUGCAGAUUUUUAAAAAAGUGUUCAGAAUAUAUGAUGCCGGUCUUAUUGAAGGCAGAAAAGUUCAUGAAAAUAAAUUGUGGGUGGGUGGGUAUCAUAUAGCUCCUAUACGUGAAUGGAUUCUUACUGGCUCGUCACAAACAUCUUUCUCUUCUUUCUGCAAUGCUGACUUGUUUUUCCUGACUUCAAGACUAAAAUGCAAGUGAGACCCAGGCCUUAGUUUUUUUUUAUUGCAACAGCUAUUGCCUCAAAACGUUACCAUGGUGAGUGAUGGCAAAUGUAGUUUGAACUUUUUUUUUUAAUUUAUAAGCCUUGUUGUGUGGCACAAUCAACCUCCAUCACAUCCCUUUAAAAAGUGUAUGUUGUGGAGGGUGGGGGAAGCUCUUUACUGGAAAAUGGAAGUCUUUAAAUUCUUAGAUUAAAGAUGUACAUUAAGAGUACAUCAUGUAUGCAUGCACCCCACAUUUGAGAAGAGAGAACUGUUACAGGUAAACAGUUAGCCGAAAGGUUAUUUACUACAGAUGCUGAAUACAGAUGACUAUUUAUCAGCAUUCCUUGGGGUACUUGUGGGUGGGGAAAUCACAGGUGCUGUUUGACUUGCAUCAUGCUUGUGGGUUUCCCAGAAGCACUGUGGGAAAUUGUGGCAGAAAGUUUGAGGGCUUGUCCGUGCCAAGAGGUGCAUGUUGCUAAACGGUUCCAGAACUGCUGUAUCAUUGCAAAGUGAAGGAAGGAUCUCUUCUACAUGGCUAGUUUCCCAACUGGUCGCAAAAGCUCACCAAGUGGGUAAAUGGUUGCCUGUGCUUAUCUUGCCAAGCGGUGACAAGACUUCAAUCCUCACUUUUGUAAAUUUAGCCCAUGUCAAAAAUGUGGAGAGGGGAAAACAGAGGAAUAAUAAUUCUUCUGAUUACUUGGAAGGACAUCAUAGUCUGAACUCUCCACCCAUCCAGCCCCCACCCAUAACUCAACACCUGCACAUGCCAUUCCGCUAAAGCAGAAUUACUACCGGUAUUGACUUUAGCCAGGCAAGACCCAUGAUAUCCAGAGUAUAAUGGGUGAUAGAAAGUUUAUAUGUUGCCAGAUUUCGAAGAAUUGCAAAUAUAAGAUAAAGCUUUUUAUACAACUGAAGACCUGAAUGCUUGAGGUAGGACUUUAGAAUUGCUUUAUCUAUGCUACAUACAGUAUGUUGUGUAGGGUUAUUAUUAAUUUUGCAUUCAGAGCACAUUUUGUACAUUUAAGGGAACUAUUUGCCCCAUAAAAAAGGGGAUGCUAUUUUUUUAAGUGACAGAACUUUAUAUAUUUAUCCCCCACCCUGAGAUUGCCAGCUAUUCAGUCUGAGUGAAUUUAAGCACAGCUUCUAAAAUCUUAAGUGCCUUACUUCUGUACUGCCCAAAUCUUUCUUGAAUAUUGUAUUGAAAUGCUUUAAUUCUAAAACUUUUAUAUUUCACAUCUCCAUACACAAAUGGAAAGUAGAAACCUUUACCCAAACUGGCUGCAUUCCACAAAAGUGGUGUGUGUGUGGUGGCAAUUAAUAUAUGAGGCUGUCCUAUGUCUAUGUGAAACCUCAAGUCACAACUGCACAGUGAGAGUCAGGGCUCCUGCCCCCUGCCCAAAUCCUGGGAACUGCACUUUCUUAAAGGUUUAACGACUCUCUGCUCCCUUAACAAACUACAGUUUCCAGGAAUCUUUGGGGGAAGCCAUGAUUCUUAAAGGGGUGUAAGAGUGCUUUACAUUUAUGUUGUGGAGUGGCCUCAAUCAGACCAUUGGUUUGUUUAGCCUGGUACUGUCUGAGAUGGGUAGCAGUGAUGGGCUUUUGUCUUGGGCUGAGAGAUUACUCAGCCUUAUUACACUACAUCCUUCUAACUGGGAAACUUGGGAUUGAAUUAGAGAACUUGUGCAUACAUAGUCUUUGUCCAUGAAGUUUUCUUGGCAGGGAUACUGGAGUGGCUUGCCAGUUCCUUCUCCAGGUGGAUCACGUUUAGUCAAAACUCUCCACUAUGACCUGUCCAUCUUGGGUGGCCCUGCAUGGCAUAGCUCAUAGCUUCUCUGAGUUAUUCAAGCCCCUUCGCCAUGACAAGGCAUUGAUCCAUGAAGGGGAUGUGCCUGGUGUGCUCUGGUCCAUAGGGUCACGAAGAGUCUGACACAACUAAACGACUAAACAACAACAAGCAUACAUAGUGUUACUCUUCCCGCCAAGCUAUCAUCAUGUAAGCAGUUCGAUCCAAAUGUGUGCUCAUGCCUUGCACUAAAACAUGUGAGAAAAGCAAAACUUUUGCACACAAGCGAAAACAUAGGAACGGUCUUUGACUAACAUGUAUGUGAAUUGCCAAACCAAUAAAGAAGACAUUGUGUAACAUUUGUUCUUUAGACACAACCAAAUUUGCACACACACAAGUUGUAGAGACAGUGACGGGGAAAGAUAAUUUAUUGGUGUUAAAUGAAGACUAAAAGUGCAUGGUUCCAUGCAAGCACAUUAAAAGCACAGGAUGUGGGUAUUCAUUGUAAAGGUGGAUUUCCUGAGAAUCCCAGCUUUCAUUGUUUAAGAAAUUAAGAAGUUACUAGCCCUGGUUGUAGAAUGACACCCACACCAGACAUUUUAAUUAUAAUUAUAUCUCUUCAACAGUAAUGGUUCCCCCCCCCAAAGAAUCCAAGGAAGUGUAGCUUGUUAAGGGUGCCGUACCCUUUGGGAGAAGACAUGUCAGUUCAAGCAGUGUAGGAGAGCUUUAAAGGUAUGGCGUGGAUAUGACCUGAGUUCAGGCCACUUUAAAUAAUCCAGUGGUUUUGUUGUGAUUGACUUUUUAUCACCCAAAUUAACACAUGGGCAAGCUGAAGAGAGCAAGUUUUUCAAGUCCAUGAGUCUGAUAGCACAUGAAGCUCAGGUCUAGCAACAGAUAGCCUCAGAAAGUCCUCUACAUUCUUGGUUUUGUUUACUCUCAUGAGGCAGAACAGCCUUUUUCCAGGCAUACUCAAGCCCCACACCCUUCUCCAGGUGGUUUAAAUUACAGCACAUAGAAAUAUACACAAAUAAAGGGCCAAAAACUGUAGCAUUUAAGACGUUUAAUGAAAGGACACAAUUCCCCAAACACAUUUGCACAUUGCCACACCCUUCAUGGCUGUGCUAGCAGGCCACUUAGGCGAGGGGCCGUUUACAAGCCUCUUUCGGGCAGCUGUUUCUCUUCAGAAAAGCAGGUGCAGGCAUCCUGUAUUCUCAAAUCCAAUAAUUCUUUCCCUCAGGUGGUAUGUUUCUAAAUUGCAAGUGGCUUGUCCACCCUAAGUGACUCUAUGUUUUCAUGCUGCAGUUCCAUAGGGGGAAAGAGUAGGAUUUAUUCCUGUUCAAAUGGAUGGGAAUUUCUCCACAGAGUUAGAUUGGGUGGUUUUUUAAAAAAUCCAUGUGGUGUUCUCAGUUGAAACAAGACAUUGCCCAAGUGGAAUGCUACAUGCACAACCGUUUGCAAGCCUUAGUGUCAUGUUUAAUAAUAUUAAGCAUUGGGGGAUGGGCAGUGAGUAAAUGAAUGGAUUUGUUUUUAAUCCAUGUUUUUAAACCAUGGCUUGCACUAAGCAUAGACUCCAAACCAUUACUUCCAGAUGUACAGGCAAAUAUGGUUGGUGUGGUUUCCUUCUUUCCAGAUCCCCAGAUGCUAUCUUAAACAACAGCUUCUUAGGGUGGACUGAUGUUCCCAAGCCAUGCUUCAAAUUGUGAUUCAGUACCUAGAUUGUGAGUUGUCUGUUCCUAAGUCAUGGCAAAACCAUGCUCUGGCUGUGCAAAUCAUAAUUUGGCAUUACAUCUAGAACAGGCAUCCCCAAACUUCGGCCCUCCAGAUGUUUUGGACUACAACCCCCAUCAUCCCUGACCACUGGUCCUGUUAGCUAGGGAUCAUGGGAGUUGAAGGCCAAAACAUCUGGAGGGCCGCAGUUUGGGGGUGCCUGAUCUAAACCAUCUAAUAGUUUGGGACACUUUUUUCCUUUCCCAUUCACAAAAGCCACUACAUCUGCGGAAAACUGAAAGUAAAAUUCCAAAGCUUAAAGAAGGCAGUCCAUGCUGAUUUGAUGGUCAGAGGGAAAGUUAGAAGGUAGCUAACAGCUCUGUUGGCAUAGAUAUGUAAUUAUUUUUGUAGCUCUGCUCUUUCUAAGUGCUUACAAAAGUAUUUCUGCUGUUUUAUAUUUUGUGAUAAGGUGUUUUGCAGUGCCAUUUUAUUUUUAUAUCUAUAUAAAUAUGGUAUUUCCCCACAUCCUUUAGUCAAUAAUGUCUUUCUAUUCGACUAAUAGAAAAUAAUUUAAGAAUUUUUAAUAUUGCUAAAAACCCUGUAUCUCAUAAUAAAAUGAUGGAAUGCU